This is a messenger RNA of Didymodactylos carnosus, 1077 nucleotides long. NCBI's taxonomy places the organism in Eukaryota, Metazoa, Rotifera, Eurotatoria, Philodinida, Philodinidae. The record is from the annotation of a GenBank genome assembly.
AUGAAAACUUCCGCUACGAGGUUUGUAUUUAAUUAUGAUUGUACAUUGUUAAAAGAGAAAGUACCACGUCUUCAAGAGUUUAUUUUCGAAGCAUUAGAUAUGUUUGAAUAUAGAGAAUUUGAUGAUAUAAUCAAAAAUUUGUAUCAUUUAAAAUAUUUAUCAUUCAACUAUGAAAGCACAAACAACAAUGAUGACCUUAACGGUUACUCGCAGGAACGAACAUUAUUACCAUUAAAAUCAUUGAACAGAUUAGAUAUGUUAAUCAAGGUAUUUGAAUAUGCUCUUCCCAAUGGGGUAGAAGUUUUAGAAUUGAAUCGCGUAUAUGGUAUUGGUUAUACAUACUGGAAAGGUGCACUCGACGAUGGGAAAGAUCGUGGUGGGCUACCAUACUAUUGUCCUGUUGGAUGGGAAAGGCAUUCUCUUUGGGUUACUGAAAACUUUGAGAAGAAGUUCAAUGGUUGGUGCAUAUGUUAUCAUGGCACAAAAUUUUUAUGUGGCUUAUCUAUUCUACUGAGCGGAUUGAAAAAAGUAACGAGGAAUGAACACGGCUCCGGAAUCUGCUCGUCAAUUAUUUAUGUAUCUCACCCAAGAUAUGCUGAAAUUAAGCAAGUUGAAAGCCCAGGUCGCAGGAAGUUUUUUAAAUCGAGUCAAUUUGUACAAUUUGUAUUAGAAUGCCGUGUUCAUCCAGAUAGCAUUUGGAAAAAAGCUGCGGAAACAUUGAAGAGCAAGGACACAGUUAUCGAUCCUAACAUACCCAAUAACAAUAUUGAAUGGAUUAUUGGUAGCCAAAAUACAAAUCUAAUCGAUUUUAAUGAUAAAGAUGCAUUGAUUAUUUGUACAGGAUUGAUGAUACGGGUUACAGAUGUUCAUCCGGGACAUUUAUCUGAAUCAAAAUGGUGGUGUAACUCUCAUUUAUGUGAUGAGCAAAAAUGUUGUGCCUUAGGUAUUGAUCGUCAUUCUCUUCCAGAACAAAAUCAAAGUGACAAUAUACAUCAACUGCAACCGAACGAGUUUCGAGCUGGGAUUACUCAUCGAUUUUUGACCGAGCUCAAGCGAUUUAUUCGUGAGUCUCUGUAG